Messenger RNA from Diachasmimorpha longicaudata, 1373 nucleotides. RefSeq lists its product as uncharacterized. Lineage: Eukaryota; Metazoa; Arthropoda; Insecta; Hymenoptera; Braconidae. The record is from RefSeq and is a predicted model, not a curated record. The coding region runs from base 162 to 1229 and encodes 355 amino acids. The transcript has 3 exons.
ACUCAAAUUUUUUAAAUUUAUUUUUAUCCGCGCCAUGUAUCCUCUGGUCGCUACAGUGGCGCCAUCUUUACCUCAUAUUGUUUCGUUGUGCCGAAACUUCUCAACGUUUUUCGUAUUUCGUCACAUAAAAAAGUUAAUUUUGUUCAACAAACAGUGGUAUAAUGUCCAGUCGAGAUAGGAAACGGCGUUCCAGAUCCAGAUCGAGAGAUGAACGCAGUCACAAGAGGAUGAGAUCAUCGGAAAAAUUCAGAGUGCUACAAAAUCAGUUAGAUAACCUCACUCAGGUCGUCAACAAAUUAGUUGAGGUUCAAGCAAAACCUGCUGUAAAAGAUCUCACUAAUUUGAAUGAGAUAAUUGAAAUUGACGACAAAGAAAAUAAUUCUUCUGUCAUCAAUGACGACACAAACCCUUCUCAGGCACGGGAACAGGUGGUUAAUUCAGAGGAUCCAACCCACAUAACGGUGUCUUCGUCCAGGGAGGCAGUCCUGAAAGCCUUGGGGGUGGAUGUGCCAUUUUCUAAAUUGAAAGAGGUGACGUACAAUUCAGAGCUGAUGAAGACAUGGUCAAAAUGGACUAAAGAAGGUCUUCCGGCUAAAAAUAAAAAAGAUAUCGUCGACUUGUAUAACCGCAAAGGCGAAUUAUACGUGGAAGCCCCCAAGGUCAACUUAGAAAUUUUGCCACUCCUCUCAGAUAUGGCGAAGAAGAGAGACUCACACUUCGUGGAUACCCAGAAUUGUGUUGGGACAGCUCUGGCUGCUCUGGGAGCGGCAGUGUCCUUGAUGGUUGAUCCUCCAGAAGAAGGUCUGGAUGAAGACGUCUUUACUGACUAUUUGAGUCAUACGGGACAGAUGCUCGCGGAUAUUUUUUAUCAACAGACUGUGGCACGUAAGUCUUUCAUUACCCCUCUCUUCAACAAGACCAUGAAGCCCACGGUGGAUACGAUGCUAACAGAUGAAUGGCUAUAUGGAGAAAACUUGAAAGAAAAAGUUAAAACGGCCAAGGAAAUUGAACGAGCAUCCUCUGACAUCAAGGAUAAACCCCCACAGAAGAACGCUCCUAGAACACGACUCCAGGGAAACUCGAAGAACCCACCUGCGAAUGCUCGUCAGGUGGGUUAUCAUCAACAGAGACAUCGACUCCUUCAGUUCAGGAAGACGUCAUACAAGAGUGCCUCCACGAAUCGUCCCAAAACGAAUCCUCAGACGAGCCAAUCGUCAUCAAAGAAAUAGCUAAGGAACGAGAUCCAUCCCCUGUCAUCCCACCUUUCAUUGGUGGCAGGGAAAUUAUCCGGUCAGCCUACUCAAGGAAGGGAAUCGACGAGAGUUCAGUAGAAAAAAUGAUCAAUUCUAUUGCUGCAUCAACACUCCGACAAU